GUUCAAAACAGAACCACGCGGCCGUUUAGGAGGAAGUACUUGCAAAACCUUCAUCUUCGCAACGUUCAACGGCAGCAAAUUUCCGAAAACUACAUGUAACAAAUUGUUGUAAUUAGAAUACUUUGUGGAGAAUUUCUUAAAAUCCGAUCGUGUUCGAUCAAGCUUGACAAUUAAUUAUUCCUCAAAAGGGUAAAAUUUGAAUCGCAAAUUCAAGCAUAGCGUGUCAGGGCGCCGACUCGAGAGAGCUAAUAGUCCAACCUCCUCUAGUCGAAGAUCAGAGGUUAUUAGAAGAAACUUUGGUGAUUCAAAAUGUCUGAUCCAAUAGAUGUGUUGCGGAGACCACAAGUGAUAUGCCGACUCUUGUCAUUAUUGUUUUCAAUCAUUGUGUUUGGUUGCAUUUCGGAUAAAGGCAAGGUGGACCUCGGAGAUGGUAAAAUGUGUGUUUAUGAUGGAGAUGAUGGUGCAUGCAACUAUGGAGUGGCCAUUGGAGUGAUUGCAUUCAUUGCUUGUCUAAUAUUUCUUGCUUCUGACUUCUUCAUGGAAUCCAUAUCAAACGUUGAAGCCAAGAAGUACAUCUUUCUUUCUGAUCUACUAUUCUCCGGCAUUUGGACAUUCCUUUGGUUUGUUGGUUUUUGUUAUCUUUGUGACAAAUGGCGAAAGCAAGACGAUAAGGAUUCUUUCUCCUCACAUGUGAAAAGUAAUGCUGAAGGAGCAAUUGCAUUCUGCUUUUUCUCUAUAAUUUCUUGGGCCUUUCAAACAUUCUUUGCAUUUCGAAAUGUUAAUGGUGGAGCUAGCAACUUUGAGUUUGGUGGCCAUAGUCGACAACCAUAUGAAAGCUCACCCUACUCAUCAUUCCCAGACCAACAACAGAAUGAUGACCCGUAUCAAGCAAAACCAUUCGAACAAUCUGGUCAAACUGAUCAAUCUGGAGAAUACCGACCACCAACAUACUAAACUAAACACUAUUUGUAUGAGAGCUGGUACUUGUUUGUGUUUUAAAUCUACUGGGUUAUUUUAAAUUAACUUUAGCUACACUUUUCGCAAAGUUACUGUGGUAUUUUCCGACUUCACCUUUCUAAAUCAUUUGCUCAAAAGGACUUGUGACUAUACUUAGUAGUGCUAAAUAUUACAAAGGGAGAUAUUUAAUCCAGAACUUCAGAAUUAAUCUUAGGCAAGCAUGACAAUACUCAACUUGAAUGUGCACGCAGCAGCACAAUUGUCAAAUGUUGUUCUAUUUAUCAUUUGCCAGUGGUGUAGUUAGUUAAUAUCUGAGUGCAAAAUAUCAUUGUUUGUAAUUUUCAAGUUAAUAAAAGUUGCAAACAAAAAUAUG
Molecule: messenger RNA, 1330 nt
Organism: Dendronephthya gigantea
Lineage: Eukaryota; Metazoa; Cnidaria; Anthozoa; Malacalcyonacea; Nephtheidae
Product: synaptogyrin-2-like
Exons: 3
Coding region: 310-954 (214 amino acids)
Cellular component (GO): neuromuscular junction; synaptic vesicle membrane
Source: RefSeq, a predicted model, not a curated record